AUGCCACAAUUUAUAUAUUGGUUUCUAUUUGCUCUUCAUCAAUAUCUAUUGAUAUUUGCAUUUAGUGGUCUAAGAGUUUUAUUACAUCUAUGGAGAUUUUGUUUAGAAUCAAAGUCAAAGAUAUUCAACAGAGUACCAGUAGAAGAUAGAAAAAGAGUAGUUAUUGUAGGAGGAGGAUUUUCUGGGAGUAUGGUUGCACAGAAAUUAGAGAAUGAUUUUCAAGUUACAUUAAUCGAUACCAAAGAUUACUUUGAAUUCACUCCAAGUAUAUUGAGAACUAUUGUCGAACCACAACACAUAAAGUCCAUUCAAGUAUUACAUUCUCACUAUCUCAAACAUACCAAUGUCAUUCAAAAGGAAUGUAGAGCUGUUGGCGCAAGAGAAGUAAUUCUUGACGACCGUUCAGUACCAUUUGACUAUUUGGUAAUCAAUUCUGGCAGUAGUUACAACUCACCAUUCAAAGAAUCGAGUGUAGUACUAUCGGCACGUGCCAACACGUUGCGUGAAAACUACUAUCACAUUCGUAAACUCAGAAAGAUACUCAUCAUUGGUGGAGGUAUCGUUGGAGUCGAGUUGGCUGCCGAGAUUGUUAGUUCCUUCCCAGACAAGGAGGUUAUCAUCGUACAUUCUCAGGCCAAACUCAUGAACAGAUUCCCCAAAAAGGCUAUCAAGGAUGCAGAGGAUUAUCUCUGCAAGCAUGGCGUAAGAAUCAUCCACAAUGAACGUGUCAUUGCUCACAAGGGCAGCAUUUUUGUAACAGAUCAAGGUAGUGAAAUCAUUGCCGAUCAAGCAUUCCUUUGCACUGGUAUCGUUCCAAAUUCCGACUUUGUAAGAGCAUCCUAUCCAGACGUAAUCUCAGAGUUUGGUUACAUAAAGACAAACGAACAUCUUCAAAUGGUUGGUACUACCCCGUUCCGUAAUGUAUUUGUUGCAGGAGAUGUUUUAAAUAUUCGUGAAGAGAAACUUGCUCAAUUGGCAGAGGUCACUGCAGCUAUCGUCGUUCAUAAUAUCAAGGCUCUCGAUAAUCACAAGGAACAGUCAAUGAAGAAAUAUAGAUCAUUCUCUAAACCUGUACUCAUCAGUCUUGGAAAAGACUGGGUAAUCACUGGAUUUUUGGCAGCAUUAUUAAAAGAUGUAGUAGAAUUUAAAACAAUGGUUAGAUAUUGGUAA
Molecule: messenger RNA, 1170 nt
Organism: Cavenderia fasciculata
Lineage: Eukaryota; Evosea; Eumycetozoa; Acytosteliales; Cavenderiaceae
Gene: aifD
Product: putative apoptosis inducing factor
Exons: 3
Coding region: 1-1170 (389 amino acids)
Cellular component (GO): cytoplasm
Molecular function (GO): flavin adenine dinucleotide binding; electron-transferring-flavoprotein dehydrogenase activity
Source: RefSeq, a predicted model, not a curated record